Molecule: messenger RNA, 4679 nt
Organism: Hippopotamus amphibius kiboko
Lineage: Eukaryota; Metazoa; Chordata; Mammalia; Artiodactyla; Hippopotamidae
Gene: ERICH3
Product: glutamate rich 3
Exons: 17
Coding region: 1-4629 (1542 amino acids)
Source: RefSeq, a predicted model, not a curated record
AUGACGGAGCCUGCGGAGACCCAACUGGUUAUUAUUCAUAGUCAUGGAAAAAGAUGCUUUAUAAAUGGCAUUCCAGUCAGGGACCCUCAAUCUUUUCUAAACAGGAAAAGAUUACUUGCAGCAUAUAAUAGUCUUACGGAUAAACACUUGGCUGGAUAUUUUAACAAUACAAGGAUAAGGCGGCAUCUCUUGAGAUCAGGGCUGAUCACAAGAAAUGGAAGAAUACUUUCAGAAAAGGAAUACAAACUAAAUAUCAUGAAGAGGGAUCACCAAAAGUAUAUCCGCGAGUGCUUGGCCCAGGCUAUUUUCCAUAAGGUUCUUGAAAUGGAGCGUUACCAUCAGCUUGAAAUUAAAAAGAAACUGGAGACAUUAGCUAGAAAGGAGCGAAUUCAGAGAUUUAAGGGAGAGCACACAAGAUGGACUAUGGAAAAUAACAUGCCAAUCCUGUCUCCCCAUCCCCCAGUUGGCCCCAAGACUAACCGUGGCCAUAGUGUUCUGGUUGAUGAAGGACAUUCCAGUCCAGUAGCACCGACAGCCCCUCGACCAUACACUGCCCCAGGAAAUAUGCAGCCUCCAAUUCGAUUACAACCUCUUCCCAGUAAUCCUGCAGUAGGAACUGCUCCAAAGGUAACUUCGGGGUCCAGAUCAAAAACCUCACUGCUGGAAAAUGAAGCUCCGUUUUCCACUGGGGGCAAGAAGGCAGUGAUGAAGUUCAGGAACUCCAUGGACAAUUCACAGGGAAUGAAUCGAUAUCAAUUUCCAGACAUUAACUGUUAUAUGAUGCCUAUUCCUCCUCCACUUCCUCCCCCCAGUGGAAAAAUCACAAGGGAAAGUAGACCUGAAACAUGGAGAAGGAGAAGAUUUCGUCCAACCACUGCUCCAAAUGGCUUAGAACCUCUCUUUACCAGGGAUCCAAGAAGGAUUCAUAAAACACCACUGCAUAGUAAUGCAGCUAUUACAAUGAUCUAUUUGGGGAAAAAUGUGCACCUAGCUUAUGAUCACUCAGACUUCCGGGAUGAAAUAAAAGUUUAUCAACAGCAUUGUGGUGGGGAAAACCUGUGUGUCUACACAGGCAAACUACUUGAAAAAGAGACCUUUCAGUUUAUUUCCAAAAGGCACCAUGGUUUCCCCUUCAGUCUCACCUUUUUCCUGAAUGGGAUACAGGUGAACAGGUUAAGCUCCUGCUGUGAAUAUAAGCAUCGAAAAGGUUCCAGACUUGGAGGCAAACGAGGCUACUUUGGGUUUGUGUGUGUCGAGAGAUCAUCUCCUUGCUACAAGUGCAUUAUUGCAAUGGGCCUUGACAAAAAAACAACUUCACCAAAACCUAGGAAAGAAAAGAGUAUUGAGAAAAGGGAGGGACUGAAGAAGGGUGAGGGGAAACUGAGAAAGGAUAGAGAGUACCUGAUACCAAGACGGAGAGAGAUGGAGGGAAGCAAGACCUCAGCUUCAGUCAUUUUUUCAGCUCAAGAACUACAUACAGGGAGCAGCGAGGUGAGAACUGCUGUCGAAGAGAUGAAACAUAAAGAAAAGCCAGGACAAGAUGUCUGGGAAGAUGACCAAGAAAACAUAUUUAAAUACGAAUAUGAAGAAGAUUUCGAAGCAGACGAGGAGAAACAAGAUGAGAAAGCUGAUGGAGAAGGACAGGCUGAUGAUCAAGUGAAUGAAAUGUCAAAGUCACCCUCAGAUGAUGAAAAAGAUCUUUUAAACCCUGAAAAGGAGAGUGAAACCUCGUUGUGGAAGGCACCAGAUGCUGAUGACACAGUGAAAGAUGAGGGUGAUGGGUGCUCUGAGAGUGACUCCGAAGAGGAUAAAGAUAUAAAAACUGCUUCAUCAACCUCAUCCAGAAGUCACCCAUAUUCUAGUUGCAGUGAAGAUGAAUCUGCACUGGGGGACAGGGAAUCCCAUGCUGAAAACAGUCCAAACAAAAGUGUCAGAAGUGCAUCUUCUCAAGAGUUGAGUGAAAAUGAUGAGCCGGGAAAAACCUACCUCCCAAUUGAGGAUUCUCUGGAAAUCGAAGACCGAGAAAUAAUGAAAGCAGAUGUGGAGACCAAGCCUCUGCCAAUAGAGGAAAACUUGGAGAAUGUUCUUGAAGAUGAAGCAGAGAAAGGAACCCAAGUGAUUGCAGAGGGCUUAGCUGAGAAGUCCAGGGAACAUGUUUCCAGGGAAGAAAAGGAAAAGAGUAAGAGUAAGCUUUGGGAAGGAAGCACUGCUAAGGUGAAGGACAAAAAGGCAGGUCCCCAUAGGGUGGAUAAAGGUGUUGGACAGCUAGUAGCUGAAGCGGUGGACCCUGGCCACCACUGCCACUAUGACUCUGAGGCUGGUGUUAGCAGCACAGACGGAGAAGAGAGGCACUCGAGGAAGCUGGAGAUUGACACAGGUGCAGCACCGAAUAGGAAUUUAGUGGUGGAGGAAAGGGCAGCACUCAGCUUAAACAAGGAAUCCAAGGAAGCCACAUCAGAAGAGCAUAAACUGGAGAAGAAAGAAGCAGUGGAGGGAGAUGAAGGUCCCCAAUACAGAGAUGCUGACACAGAAGAAAAAGGGGAUGCAGCACUGUGGGGAAAAGCAGGGGUUAAUGAGGUUCCCCUGGGGCAGUGGACACCAACAGUAGAGCAGCCUGCAUUAGAAGGGCCGUUUACAGAGGAAAGAGAGCUCCCUCAGGGUGGAACAAGUAGGGCAGGGGCAGAAGCAGAAGGGGGUAGAAGGCAAGAUGAAGAGGUGUUAGACUCCAGAGGACAAAGGGCAGCAAGAGACUCUGGAGGUCUGAAGGAAGGUACGUCUUCCGAGGAGCAGGCCUUGGUGCAAACACCACUGGAGGCGGAGAAGGCAGCUUCUGGCGGGGAGCAGGGUGUGGGGCACUCAGUGCUUGUAAGCCAGGCAGUGGCCCUGAGAGAGGCGGUGAGGCCAGAGAAGGGAGAGUCUGAGAGAGUGGCUGUGAGCGAGGCCAGGUCUGCAAAGCCAGGUGUGGAGGACAGUGAAGAGGAAGCAUCCACAGACCUAGAGGACGCUGGACCCGUGGAAGAUGCUGCAUCCGACAGAGAGGAGGGUUUAGAAGAGGCAACACUUGGGGGAGAGGAGCCAGCCGAAGACAGGGAGGCUGUUGUGAGAACAGAAACACCUUUGAGCUCCUCGACUUCUGAGAAGGCCGAGGCAACUCGGAUGGGGGUUUCGGAGGACAGCCUGGAAGAACUUUGUAAGGACCAUGUGGAAAGGGAGGAGGCUGAGACGGAGUCAGAGUCUAAUAAGGAAGAUGAGAGGAAAGAAAGGUUACCCAAGGAAUUAGAUGCAGCGAGAGAAAGGAAAGCUGAGAGGCCAAAAACACCUCCGGGGGAAACUGAAUCUGAGAGAGAAGAGGUGACAAGGGCAAAAGUGCUUCAGGAUGAAGACACUUUAGAAGAAGAGCAAAAGUUUAAAGGGGAAAACGGGGAACUCAUGAAGGAGGUAAGAACCAAGGAAGAGACGCGAUCCCCCCACGAUGACAAGGAACAUGGUGCUGAGGUUGAAGCUGCCACGGGGGCACCUGAAACGACUGAAGACCCAGGACCACGAGGAGAGGAUUCACGGAGAGAGACAGAGGUGACCAUGUUUGAAGCAGCCCCUGGGUUUGAAAAGUCCCUGGAAAACAUAACAGUUUGGAAGAAAGAAGGAGAAGGAGAAAGACUGAGAGAAGCCAGAGACACAGGGCAUAGAGGCAGAGCAGAGGGGAUCCUGGGGGAGGGGCCGGGCCCUGCAGGAGAGGGGGUGUCAGGAGCCCCCGAAAGCGAGCCUGUAGAGAGGGCGCAGACUCCCGGGGCUGCGGGCGAGGCCCAGGGAUGUGCAGACAGAGAUCAAGACAGCCUGAUGGGCUGGGAGGGGGGAGAUAAAGAAGGGCCUUUACAGGGGCCAGAGGGAGUGGCCGUCACAGCCAUGACCCAAGAAGAUGUUCCUGAGGGAGAUUCCAUGAUGGCAGUGAAGUUAAGUGAAGAAGUGAUGGAUGAGGACCCAGAGGAGGGGGCGGAUGAAGAGGGCAUCGUGGGGCCAGGAGUGAAGAACCGGGAUACCGAGGGGGACGGGAGCUUGCAGGGCAUAGUUGUGGCUGCAGAAGAUCUUGUUCAAGGAGGAGGAGGGGCAGAAACAGCCACAGAGGCAGAGGUGUUGGCAGGUUCAAAGACAGCUGAGGGGAAAACAGAAGCGAAUAAAGGCGCCUCCUUUUCAGAUGUUACUGGCGAGGAAAGCUGGCACAAAGUUGGUGAGACGCUAGGAGAAACAGCAGCUGCAGAGAAGGUGGCUGUAGAGGAAAUAGCGCUGAGCAGGGAGGAGGUGCCAGCGGUGGAGGAGCUGACCGCGAGUUGGGUGCUGGAGGCUGAGGUCGAGGCUCCAGGGAAAACUUCUGACCUGGAAGGGAAGGCCCCACAGCCAGGGCCAGCUCGGGAGGGUGAGGAAGCUGACACCAUGCAGGAGGCAGGGUCUGUGGGGAGUCGGGGGCAGCUGAAGAAUUCAGACCGGGAUUAUCCCAAAAGAGAGGGUCAGAGCCCAGGAGAGAGAGUCCACAAGACGCAGAAACACUCCCUGGAAAGCCCGAUUGCUCAGAAACCCAAGAGAAGCAAGAGCGUGCAGUGCAGAGAGGAAGUGAGGACCCAGAUGUUUCCCUGAACAACGGGAAAGCCUGAGACUUUGUGGCUGACGGAUAUUUUCAAGACAUC